Molecule: messenger RNA, 1239 nt
Organism: Exophiala xenobiotica
Lineage: Eukaryota; Fungi; Ascomycota; Eurotiomycetes; Chaetothyriales; Herpotrichiellaceae
Exons: 1
Coding region: 1-1239 (412 amino acids)
Biological process (GO): peptidoglycan turnover; amino sugar metabolic process
Molecular function (GO): phosphotransferase activity, alcohol group as acceptor; ATP binding
Source: RefSeq, a predicted model, not a curated record
AUGCCAUACAUUCUUGGUCUGAACAGUGGUUCUUCUUUUGACGGCGUCGACGCUGUUCUAUGCACCAUCGACCUUGCGGAGGAUGGGCACCCCAGCCGUCCGAAAUACGUCGACGGGCUUUCAGUGGACUGGCCGGCCGACCUUCAACCCCUUAUUCUUCGGGCUUUCACCAAUGACUUGACCAUCUUCGACUUGUGCAGGGUCAACUAUGCGGCGGGAGCCCUCUUCGCCGAGGCAGCCAAUGCACUGCUUGCAAAGGUUGGACUGAAGCCCGAGGAUAUCGAUGUCAUCGGCUACGACGGACAGACGAUCUAUCAGGAACCACCAGACAGGCCCAAAGAGGCUGCCUUCCUCCAAAGUGGGAGCACGAGCUUAGUCGAACGCUGGACCAAAGGCGGUCUCCCUUGCGGCUUGUUCAUCGUGGAGUCGGGUGUCGUUGCAGCUUUGACGAACAUCACGACAGUAACGCAAUUUCGGCCAAUCGACCAUGCCCUCGGAGGUUCUGGAGCACCGCUGAUGCAAUAUCUCGACUUCUGCGCGUUUCGCAACGAGGCUCCCAUAGUCACUUUGAACAUUGGUGGCAUUGCGAAUUUGCAACUCGCCGAUUCGGAUCGCCAUAAGAUGAUGGCUUUCGACACAGGACCGGGAAAUGUCAUGAUUGAUCAUGUCAUCAAAGCUCGAUUGAACCGGUCGUACGAUAAGAACGGCGAUGUGGCAGCCAAAGGAAAGGUCAUUCCAACCCUGUUGUCACGGCUGCAGACGCACGAAUUUUUCCUCCGAAAACCACCUCGGUCAGCAUGGCGACUGGAUUUUGGUGCUGAGUAUGCCGACCAGAUCCUGCAAGACUACAAAACAGCGUCGACCGAGAACCUGGUGGCAACAUUCACAUACUUCACGGCGUGGUCGAUCGAGAAGUCAGUCGUCGACUUCAUCCUCCCCAAGGCGCCGGUCACAAAGGUUAUAGCCAGCGGUGGCGGAACCAAAAAUGCAACGCUAAUGAACCUCCUGCGAGAUAAAUUGCCGUCACAUGGAGUCCAACUUUGCGUCAGCGACGAGUAUGGCCUUCCUGCACCAUACAAAGAAGCCAUCAAAUUUGCCACUCUGGCGUUUGCCUGCAAGAAUCAGCUGGCCAACAACAUCCCGGCGGCCUGCGGAGCGUCUGCAUUUGCGAUCCUCGGAAAGAUGUCAUUCGCUCCAAGAUUAGCAAAGAAUGGAGGCGAAGUUCCAGAAAGUUUGUGA